Molecule: messenger RNA, 1656 nt
Organism: Ochlerotatus camptorhynchus
Lineage: Eukaryota; Metazoa; Arthropoda; Insecta; Diptera; Culicidae
Exons: 3
Coding region: 185-1597 (470 amino acids)
Source: RefSeq, a predicted model, not a curated record
CUACCUUCAGCAUUAUUUUGUUUACUUUUGAAGUAGUUGCAACAGUUGCACUCAACUCGACUCGCGCCGUUGCAAUCGAUGCAAGCAGCAUUUCGGAAAUCCUGGUUAGGGAAAUAAACUAUAUUGCAUAUUUUGCAGCAUAUAGGGAACCUGGCAGAAGCACAGUCCACUGAGUGUUCAGAAAAUGAUGAAAGAAAAAUUGCAGCUAAUAACAUCGUUGAUUAUCAUCAUCUCUUCAUUAUCGGUGCAAUUGACGGCAGCCGAUGAUAGUGACAUCAUCAAUCCAAACUGGGUAAAGCCAGGCUGGAGAGGCAAUCGCCAUCGUCAUGCAGAAGUCCCUACUACUGCAGAAGAGUGCCAGUGUCCGGCGGUUUCCGAGUGUACUGGGGAAUCGUCAACCAAGCAGAUUCCAACCGAAGAGGAAAACAAUCGUUUGGCUUUGAUUUUCUACAGAAAGUUUCUUAUCAGACUUUUCGAUGAAAGUAAGUUGGAGGUGGAUGAGGAGAGUAGUUCCUUUAAACUGCGAAAUGUUCAGUUCAAGAUAACCGAGCAGCAGCUUAGGCAGCUGAAAGAGGCGCAAACUGCUCGUGAGAUAGAUGCGGUGGUAACCAGCAUCGUUGAACAAUCAGGAACCAGUUUCUAUCAGUCCAUGGCAGAGAAUCUGUGUUGGAAUAUUCUUGCCUGGUAUGGCAGUGCGAUGCAGAGUUCCAUCUUCCUGUACGUGUUUGUUCCGGUCGUUGUUAUUCUCUUCCUGCUAAGCAUCGGUAGACUUUUGGGUAUGCGACUGUGGGUUUUGAUUCCCGUCCUUGGCAUCCUGAUAACUUACGUUUUAACCUAUCGCGACUGCAACAAUCAACUGGAACUGGAAUCGCUUACUAAGCUGAUGAACACAGACGGUUCGAAUCCUUGCGGCAAACACCACCGAUCGGGAUGGCUGAACCGACUGCUACAUAAGGACAACGAAGCAGAAUGUAUUGAGCACCUUCGGGAAAAGUACAGCCUGAAGCGGAAUUUCUGCGACCCCUCGGAGGUAUUUAUCGAAAUGGUGGCUAAACUGCACCUGCAGUACUUCGAAACCUUCGUCCUGAAGAUGGUUUCCAUCUUCAAAGUUAGCACGGCUUCGUCUGGUGUAGUGGAAACAUUAUUGAUUAGUGGAUUCAUAAUUUUCCUGCUAUACCUCCUGAUGACCGUUGGGAUCAAGUACGGGCUGUACGCAAGCGGUAGAUUGUUGGCAGAUGUAAUUACAAGGCCUAGGACUGGGGAACAGGCAGGUCAAGGAGAUGUUCGGCAGGCUCCAUUCAACAUCAGCAUCAAUAUUAACCGACCACGAAGGGACAAUUCCAGAAGUGAGCAGACCACCAAUCGAAUUGAGGAGAUUACGGAAGGUGGUAGUGAGCCGAACUCAGUUGAAGAAACCUCCCGGCAAAAAGAGGAUGGAUCGGGCGAAGGAUUUGCAGUAAAGAACGAAGCGACGGAUGAGGGCGUAUCUUCGGAUGAGGAAACGAUUAUGAUUCAAUGCAACUUGUCUGACGACGUCAGGAAGGAUGCGGCCGAGAACUCAACCCACAACCAAAGCAAGGCAAGUGUGGAGCAGUAAAUUAGUCCUCAGAAUAAGUAAUUAUUAAGAAAUUAGUGUAUUUAAAAGUAUCAUUUUAU